This is a messenger RNA of Caenorhabditis briggsae, 1869 nucleotides long. The record is from RefSeq and is a predicted model, not a curated record. Bases 1 to 1869 code for a protein of 622 amino acids. The transcript is spliced from 5 exons. Gene Ontology annotation, biological process: SCF-dependent proteasomal ubiquitin-dependent protein catabolic process. Gene Ontology annotation, cellular component: SCF ubiquitin ligase complex. NCBI's taxonomy places the organism in Eukaryota, Metazoa, Nematoda, Chromadorea, Rhabditida, Rhabditidae.
AUGUACCCGGAAGGCUACGGCUGUUAUAGCCAACAAUUACAGCGGCCAUAUUUCCCAUUACAUGAGUUGCGCGACGAAGAAUUCGUUCAGAACUCACCACUUCUAAAACUCAAGGAUAGCUUAUUAGACGCUAUUGUCGAAUAUGUGCCUCUCAAAGACCGUCUUCUGAAGUUACGAUCUGUCUGUCAUCGAUUGUCGGAUUCCGUGAAACGCUCAGUCAAGUCGGUCGAGUUUCUACGAGAUGAACUUGAUUAUUGCGACGAUCCCAAAAUAGCGUUCUUCUUAUCAGUUUAUGGAAAGAAUGUAGAACACAUGAACUUUGAUUUAUAUCGGUCAUGCCUGUUCCGAGAAUAUACGCAAUGGUCAUGGCGCCAAUCAGUGAUCGCAUCAGUUACCCGUUGCUCACAAUUGAAGCAAUUGGACAUCUUGAUUUGCUGUAGACAUCGCCUCAGAGAUAUGGACCUGCAAGUGAUUUUCAAGCAAUGUCAACAGUUGGAAGUGCUCAGAAUGGAUGCAAGUUAUAUCAAUGGUCAUUGUUUCUCGAAAGCUCCCACAUCUCUACGCAAAGUUGAACUGGAAUGCUGUCAAUCACUCACAAAACAAGGUUUCCUUGGAAUGUGCACACGCCUUCAACAGCUUCAAACUUUACUUGUUUCUCUGCUCCCUUGUAUUGAUGAACAGAUCAUCAAGCGUAUUGGAGAUAUGAAAACUCUCAAAAAUCUCUCAAUUGUUGCUGACCCGGAGCAAAAGAUGAAUCAAUUCCGUCUAGCCGAGAUUAAACGUCUUCCGAAGCUUUCAACGCUUUGUCUGGAUGGUGUGAACAAUGUCACUGAUAAAUUCCUCGGUGAUUUAUCUGAGUCUUCGUCACCAGCUUUUGGAAGCAUCGAGCAUCUUUCUUUAUCGUUUUGCAAGAAUAUUGGGCCAAAUGGAAUCGCAAAGUUAAAAAACCUACCGAAGCUGAAAAGCUUGAAUCUGGACGGUUUGUCGAAACGAGACAUCUCGAUUGGGCUGGAAGCAAUUGGUAAUGCUGGAAGGCUAGAGAGAUUGAUGGUCUCCGAAAAUACAUUCGUCAGUCCAAGAACGAUUACCGAUUUGGUGACAAAAUGCGACAGUUUGCGGACUUUGGAUAUAUCUGUUAAUGACCGGCUCAAGGAUAAAGGAUUUGCAGAGCAAGUGUACAGUGCUCGAGCAUUUUCGUUUGGUAAACCCCUGGUCAUCUUGACGGAUUUCAAAUCGAUGUGGCGUCAUCUUCCACCGUUCUCCUAUCAAUCAAGAGUUGAAAUCGUCAACUUGAAUGACCGACAUCCUGAAGAAUUCAUUGAUGCGAUCUCAGCCAACACUCCACAACAAUUACCACGUGGUCAAUUGAUACCUGAUCUGCGACGAGGAAAUCGUUAUAAAAUGUUCGACUUCUCAUUAGAUACUUCUUCUGGCGAACAGCUCAGUGAUUCGAUCAGUUUGGAAAAACUGGACCAAGAGAAUCAGCCACCGGUAGAUGUUCUGGGUCCACUUGCAGGUCUAUCAGUCAAAGAGCAAGAAGAUUUAGUUUUUGCAUUGAUGCAAUACCAACAGCCAUUCGAUGCCACAGGAUUUAUGGACUACAAUCAAUGCCUGAUCCCGGCAGUGCCACAGUCGAGCUUCACAGAUUUCGAAAACAGUAUCACAGUUGGUUCAGCUGGAGCUCCUGGGCCACCAACCAAAGAAAAAGGAUCUGAGAAAAUUCUAAAGCAUUCUCGUCCAAGCCGCCCGAAACGACAAGCUCAAAAAGAAAGAGCUCAACAACGACGCUCCGGAGCAGUGGCCGCACAGAAAGUAGCUGUACCAGCUGAUCCUUCAUUCACGGAAGAUGACUUCCCACCUCUCGGAUGA